Molecule: messenger RNA, 903 nt
Organism: Metarhizium album ARSEF 1941
Lineage: Eukaryota; Fungi; Ascomycota; Sordariomycetes; Hypocreales; Clavicipitaceae
Product: NifU-like protein
Exons: 2
Coding region: 1-903 (300 amino acids)
Biological process (GO): iron-sulfur cluster assembly
Cellular component (GO): mitochondrion
Molecular function (GO): iron ion binding; iron-sulfur cluster binding
Source: RefSeq, a predicted model, not a curated record
AUGUCUGCGCUGCCGUGCUCCGCCGCGCCGAGCCUCAUAUCCCGCGCCCUGCGGUCGUCGAGGCCCUCGCCGCGCUGGACACGCCUGCUCAGCACGCGCGCCGCGGGGAUAUCGCCGCCCUCGAGGGCAGGCCUUCCCACCGCCGUGCCCUCGAGGCCGGUCAUCCGCCUGCGCGGCGCUCUGCCGGGCCCGGCCGCCGGCGCCACCAGGAGCAUCUUUAUCCAGACUGAAAACACGCCGAACCCGGACGCUCUCAAGUUCCUCCCGGACCACCGUGUCGUUCCCGACAACGUCAACGCCCCGUUCAUCGAAUACCUGAACCCCCGGUCGACCAUCUCGCCGCCGUACCCGUCGGCGCUCGCCGCCAAGCUCAUGAACAUCGAUGGCGUCAGGUCCGUCUUCUACGGCGCAGACUUCAUCACCGUCACCAAGGCAGGCGAUGCGAACUGGGCGCAUGUUCGGCCCGAGAUCUUUGCCCUGAUCACCGAGGCAGUCACGUCGGGGGAGGCCAUUGUCAGCGUCGCCGAGCGCAAGGAGGGCGACGGCAACGUCGAGGAGGAUAGCUUGGCGUACAACGAAGACGACAGCGAGGUUGUGGGCAUGAUCAAGGAGCUGUUGGAGACGAGGAUUAGACCUGCCAUCCAGGAGGAUGGGGGAGACAUCGACUUUAGAGGGUUCGAGGAUGGCUAUGUCAAGUUGAAGCUGCGCGGGGCGUGUCGAACCUGUGAUUCGAGCACGGUAACGCUCAAGAAUGGGAUUGAGGGCAUGUUGAUGCACUACAUCGAGGAAGUAAAGGGCGUUCAUCAAAUUCUGGAUCAAGAGGAAGAAAUUGCCAUGGAAGAGUUUGCCAAGUUUGAAGAGAAGCUAAAGCACCACAAGGCUGCACAUGCACAGCAAGUCUAG